AAGCAAAUGAGAACCAAAGCAAGAAGAAGCAAGCAGCACGGCACCGGCAGCAGAAUGCCUCGUGGUAACUUUGGAUGCGUGCAGUGUGGAACGCGCAGCAACCCCUGCCGGUGCAAGGUGCUGGGGCCUACCUUGGGGGUCGUGGCCUUCGCCGUGGCGGCGGUCGUGGAGUGGCCUGUGGGGGCUGUCGUUUACAUCUUCAAACACAUGAAGGGUCGCCGGAUCAUGGCUCAUCCCGCCACCCAUGUCUACCCCAAAGUUUCCAGAUGCAUUCCCAUUUGAAUGAUGAUUUGAUCCAUCAUCGUCCGCUGCUGCUUACUUAAUUCCGUGUACUUGUACUAUUUAUUGCUCCUUAAUUUAGUCUGCGUGUAAUAACAAACUGAAUGUAAUGAAAUGGGUUUCUAAUUUUAUAUACAUCCUACUCAUAUCAUGUCUUCCCA
Molecule: messenger RNA, 440 nt
Organism: Fragaria vesca subsp. vesca
Lineage: Eukaryota; Viridiplantae; Streptophyta; Magnoliopsida; Rosales; Rosaceae
Exons: 1
Coding region: 7-282 (91 amino acids)
Source: RefSeq, a predicted model, not a curated record